CUGGCUUCUAAAAUGCUUAAGUCCGGUGAAGAGGUCCCAAGCACCCUGCCCUGCUUUCUCCACCAGGACCCUCCUCCCCUGGGCCAUAAGUGGCCCAGCCUGCGGCCCCAUCCUGGGCAGCCCGCUGCAUUCACUGGCCCUGGAAGCUGCACGGAAAUUCGGCCUUGCGCUCCAUAGAAGCUGGCAGGUUCAAACCCGGAGCCGGGAGUGUCCCCAAGUGGCCCGAACCAUUACGCUGCUCCCACGAGGGGGAGACUUAUCGUGCAGACAGUUGGGACUUCGAGCAGCCUCUGUGCCUUCGCACGGGAACUCUGCUUGACCCUCCUGUUGUAACACUUUUCACAGCCAUAGUGACUACUGGAGGCUCUGGGUGACACUGGGCAAUGCACAACCCGGCUGCAUGGCGCGUGCAUCCCCUGCAGUCUGGGGAAUGGAAGGUGCAGCCAGCAGCGGCUCGGAGUGGCCAAGGCAGUGGGCCGUGCCCAAGUCUCCUCCCUUUGGCUGGUCGCAGGCCCACAAUUCGAGCAUCUCGGAGGCCAUGGCCGCCCCGCAGCUUUUCCGAGCGUUCGUGUCUGCUCAGUGGGUGGCGGAGGCUCUGAAGUCCCCGCGCGCCUCGCAGUCGCUGAAGUUACUGGACGCAUCCUGGUACCUGCCCAAGCUGGGCCGCAACGCACGACUUGAGUUCGAGGAGCGCCACAUCCCCGGCGCCGCCUUCUUUGACAUCGAUCAUUGCAGCGACCACACGUCGCCGUACGAUCACAUGCUGCCUAGCGCCGCGCACUUCGCAGAGUACGCGGGAAGCCUGGGCGUGGGCGCCACCACGCACGUCGUGAUCUACGAUGGCAGCGACCAGGGCCUCUACUCUGCUCCGCGGGUCUGGUGGAUGUUCCGCGCCUUUGGCCACCGCUCCGUGUCGCUGCUGGACGGCGGCUUCCGCCACUGGCUGAGCCAGAACCUGCCAAUCAGCUCUGGCAAGAGUCACCCAGAGCCCGCGGAGUUCCGCGCACAACUAGAUCCCUCCUUCAUCAAGACUCAUGAGGACAUCCUGGAGAACCUGGAGGCCCGGCGCUUCCAGGUGGUGGACGCCCGCGCAGCUGGCCGGUUCCGGGGCACCGAGCCAGAACCCCGAGAAGGCAUUGAACCUGGCCAUAUCCCCGGCUCAGUAAACAUCCCGUUCACUGAAUUCCUGACCAAGGAGGGACUAGAAAAGAGCCCAGAGGAGAUCCGACGCCUGUUCCAGGAGAAGAAUGUAGACCUGUCCAAGCCCUUGGUAGCCACAUGUGGCUCCGGUGUCACAGCCUGCCAUAUUGCCCUGGGGGCCUUCCUGUGUGGCAAACCUGAUGUGCCUGUCUAUGAUGGCUCCUGGGUAGAGUGGUACAUGCGCGCCAACCCUGAGCAUAUCAUCUCCGAGGGCCAAGGGAAGACCCAGUGAAGUCAGGCAGGACACGAUACAGCUCAGGUGACCAUCCUGGUGCCAGCCUGGUGGCUCCAACUCUGCUUUGCCAAGAGUCCUUCCUCGGACAACUCAGAAGGUGUUUGGGGUGACAUCCAAGAGACCAGGAAUUCCAAUGACUCAUAGGCACCCAGUUGGAAGUAGCAAGGCAGAAGGUAGUAAGAGGGGAGGGAGGGAGGCCAGACAGUAGAACAGCCUGCAGGGUGCUAAGCUGGGCCCCUCCUCAGCUUAUCUCACUGUUGAAAAAUAAAACGCCAAGCACAAAA
Messenger RNA from Myodes glareolus (Bank vole), 1719 nucleotides. NCBI's taxonomy places the organism in Eukaryota, Metazoa, Chordata, Mammalia, Rodentia, Cricetidae. The record is from RefSeq and is a predicted model, not a curated record.